CGGCACCCUAGGCUGCGCUCGGUUCGGAGGCGCUCUGUGGAGGCUGUGGCAGCGACGGGCGCCAGGCCGCCCCGGGGCCGGCGGAGGCGGCCGCUGAGGGGAGCGUGAAGAGGCAGCGGCGGCCCGGGGAAUGUGAGGCGGCACGGAGCGGGAGAGACGAGCCGGGGUGGGAGCGCGAGCCGCGGCUGCCGUGCCUCGGACGAGCCGCGUGCCUCUCUCGCCUCAGCGCGCGGCCGCCAGGAGCUGGGGGCUGGGUGCCGGGGACCGCGCGGGGCUGGGUUCUCUGAUUCAUUCAUUCUCCGCCGUCUGAAGCCCGAGGCCGCCGGUGCUGCGAGGAGAGGCGGGAAGAGGGGGCGGCCGCGAGCGGGGCUCCAUUGUGCUCGGCGGGGGCCGGGAAACCGAGGGAGGUGGGCUUGGGCCCCCUGCGCUGCUCCCCGGCGGCCGCUGCGCCCCCAGCUAAGCGCCAGCCUGGAAAUGGCUCCGCUGAUGCUCUUGGAGAGAACGAAUCGAUCCUUCCCAGCCUUCUCUGCCUGCUCUCCACCUCCUCUCUGCUCCGAGUCUUAGGAGGACGAACAUUGAAAGGACGGAUUCCGAUGUGGUGUGCCGUGCACAUCGCGAGCGGCCGGGCUUUGCACUUCGAGAUUUUUUCUAUAUGAUUUUUUUUUUUUUUAAUGUCAGCGAAGGGAGACAGGGGCAUUGCUGCCUCUAGGAUUUUUUAUUAAAGUGCACGUCGCGUUGGUUUGCACGCUCCACCCCUAGGGACCUGGUGUGGUGAAAUUUGAACCCACCGCCUUAGCCCUGAGAAGGCCGAGUUACCUGGCUCCCUGGAGUGGCGAGGGGGACGUGAGCGAAAUGACCAGCGAACUCGUUUUUUAUAAGACUCGGUGAAGCUGGAUUUUGUGUUUUCCUUCAUGCACAUAUGGAUUUUGUGGAGUAGUUGAGUGCUGUAUUCUCCGCGCAACCUUUUCAAAUUCCAAAUAAGCAAAUGUUUGAACGUUUUGGUAUCGGCGCGAGUGAAAUCCUUUUGCCGACAAGAACUAACUGAACAGUCAGCAUCGUUGAGUUACCUCCGGAAAAGAUCUCGGGGGUUGAAAAGCAACUGCAAAAUAACAGACGGAGAAAAUUCCUUGGAAGUUAUUUUUGUAGAAACUUCAGAGCAAGUUUUCAUUGGGCAAAAUGGGGUACCCAUAUGUAACUGCUGUGAUUUCAUGAUGGCAUGAAAUGCAUGGCAGUGUCAUCCAGAAGACAUUUUAUAGCAUCUCUUCCCUGUCCCGGGGCUCUUCACAUUCUUUCCACUUUGGGAACAACCUAUCUUCAGUACUCGAGCUCAUGUCUUCCAGAUUGACCCAAACACUAAGAAGAACUGGGUUCCUACCAGCAAGCAUGCAGUUACUGUAUCUUAUUUCUAUGACAGCACAAGAAAUGUGUAUAGGAUAAUCAGUUUAGAUGGCUCAAAGGCAAUAAUAAAUAGCACCAUCACUCCAAACAUGACAUUUACUAAAACAUCUCAGAAGUUCGGCCAGUGGGCUGAUAGCCGGGCAAACACUGUUUAUGGACUGGGAUUCUCCUCCGAGCAUCAUCUUUCAAAAUUUGCAGAAAAGUUUCAGGAAUUUAAAGAAGCUGCUCGUCUUGCAAAGGAGAAGUCACAGGAGAAGAUGGAACUGACCAGUACACCUUCACAGGAGUCAGCAGGAGGAGAUCUUCAGUCUCCUUUAACACCAGAAAGCAUCAAUGGGACAGAUGAUGAAAGAACACCUGAUGUGACACAGAACUCAGAGCCAAGGGCUGAGCCAGCUCAGAAUGCAUUGCCAUUUUCACAUAGUGCUGGGGAUCGAACCCAGGGCCUCUCCCAUGCUAGUUCAGCAAUCAGCAAACACUGGGAGGCUGAACUAGCUACUCUCAAAGGAAAUAAUGCCAAACUCACCGCAGCCCUGCUGGAGUCCACUGCCAACGUGAAACAAUGGAAGCAACAACUUGCUGCGUAUCAGGAAGAAGCAGAGCGGCUGCACAAGCGGGUCACUGAGCUUGAAUGUGUUAGUAGUCAAGCAAAUGCUGUGCACACCCACAAGGCUGAGCUAAAUCAGACAGUACAAGAACUGGAAGAGACACUGAAAGUGAAGGAAGAGGAAAUAGAAAGAUUGAAACAAGAAAUCGAUAAUGCCAGAGAACUCCAAGAACAGAGGGACUCUCUGACUCAGAAACUACAGGAAGUCGAAAUUCGGAAUAAAGACCUGGAGGGGCAGCUGUCUGACCUGGAGCAGCGCCUGGAGAAGAGCCAGAGUGAGCAGGAGGCUUUCCGCAGUAACCUGAAGACACUCUUAGAAAUCCUGGAUGGAAAGAUAUUUGAACUAACAGAAUUACGAGAUAACCUGGCCAAACUACUGGAAUGCAGCUAAGGAGAGUAAAUUUCAGUGCCAAUUGAUGAAAAGAUACUGUCUGUCUUCGUAGGACUGUUUGGGCUUUGCACCAAGAUUGCACAAAAUUUUUUGAAUAUCAUCCCUCCAGGAGGAGGUGUUUUGAAAAUUGGAAUUGUAUAUUUCAGUAUAAAUUUUAGAAUUUAGCUUGUAGCUAGUUGGGGAAAAAAAAAGACAUGAAAAACUUGAACUACAAAUUACCUCCAUGUAUAUUGGCCAUAGUUAACUGGAAAGUUCUAAGUAGACACUUAAUGCAAUCUUUCCCCCCUGAUAUUAGCUAAUGGGAGAAUUAACAAUGUCUGGGUCCUUUCUUCUUUAUUUUGUUCAACACAGUGAAGAUUAUCUGCUUUUUAAAUUAAUUUAUGAUAUCUACAGCUGUGUUUUGUGCAAAAAUUUAGUAAUGAAAGCCCUGUCUUUUGUUGUUAUCUGAAUAAUUUCUCAGGAUAUUUUUGCACUGCUGAGAAGCAGGGCCAUUACCAAUUAAUUCUUGCCAGGUGUGGGAGAGAGGUACAUCUUCAAUUGGAAAUCACAGAAAUGGGUGUCUGGAGUUCUUCCUUUUUUACUGGGAGUGUUUUCACUCUGUGACUACUCUGGUACACUCUACUGUUCUCCAAUCUUGUCUGCUGUAUAGUUUACUUUUCCAUAUUGAUUCAUGUAUUUAUGAGAAGAUACUGUCUCCCAUUUUAUUACACAUUUUAAAGCCAAUUAAACAAAGGCAGCUGAGUCCCUCGGAUAUUUUUCUUUUUAAAUUUAUAGUAAAUUUGACACACAGAACUGAAAUACAGCAGUCCGUCCUUGGCGGUUUAGGCUAGCAAUGUUAAGUAUCUUUACAGAAAAUAUGCAGUUACACUUAUUUAUAUAUUUGGCAAGAAAUCUUUUUUGAGUGAUCAAUGAAUUUCAAUUUACGAGAAAUCAUGGCUAUGGGGGCACUGUUUAUUAUAGAUAACUUUAAGUCAAAUAGCUGAUUUCAAGGAGGUCCACUUCCACCUAGCAGCCAAUCAGAGGACUGUGUCUAAAUUGUGACCGUGGCAGAUGGGUCUUCACCGAAACCAUGUCUUUAUUCAAACUUCACAAGGCAAUAUUUUGAACUGUUAACUAGGCAUUUCAAAACGGGAAAUACCUUCAGUAGUUUCUUCUCGGAGAGCUAGUUUUAGUGUUGUUUUGAUGUAAUUUUAAGACAUUUAGCAAACAUGCAUUUCUUUAUAUGAUACAUUUCUUUAACAGAGCUAUUUUAAUAGCAAGCCAAGUGCUGUCUGCUCUGCCCGAGUAGGGAUUGCAUCAGAAUGCAUAUAUUCUUGCUGUACAAUGCCUGUGAUUUUGAAGAGCGUUCUUUUCAGUGGAUGCUUGAGUACCUGACUCCGGAGUCAAUGAAUGCACUGGUUUUUUGUUUGUACCCCCAAAUGAUUGAAUUUUUAAGUAUAAAUCAAGCAGAUUAACCCAUUUUUUCCACUCAUAAACAGAUUCUUAGUACUAGUUUUGUUUUAUAUUUAUGUGUAUGUAUGUAAAUACAUACAUAUAUAUCAAUUUAUAUUAUAGUGAGAAGUAAAUGGUUUAUUUCUAAAGUUAGUUUCUACAGUGAGGUAUCUCUAAAAAAUCUGUAUCAGACACACAUAUAAUCAUAUGUCCUAUAACACCACGUCAGUCAUCCCCAUCUAUUUUAGGGUAUUUUCCUUAUCUGUUUGUUAUAGAGAGAAUAAUUUAGGUACACAUGCUCAGAGCUGAGAUAUUUCUCUGAUAAAUCAGGUAAUAAAAUUUAUUUGAUGGACAGAAUUUUGAAAACAGAUAUGAUUUUAUCUAUGAGUUUCUGAAUAUCAAAGAAUACCAGGUUUUAAUUUAAGUAGAGGAUUAACACUAGGGAUCAGGGAAUUUAGUUAUGAAGAGUUUAAAAAAAUCUUAAAAAAAGAAAAAAAAAACAGUGUAAGCUGUUGAUAUGGUAAGGGAAUUAUUUUAAUGAUGUAAUAAAAUAUUUUUAAAUUUUG
Messenger RNA from Arvicola amphibius (Eurasian water vole), 4393 nucleotides. RefSeq names its product homer scaffold protein 1 (gene Homer1). Gene Ontology annotation, biological process: regulation of store-operated calcium entry; G protein-coupled glutamate receptor signaling pathway. The record is from RefSeq and is a predicted model, not a curated record. Gene Ontology annotation, molecular function: G protein-coupled glutamate receptor binding. The transcript is spliced from 11 exons. Bases 1488 to 2396 code for a protein of 302 amino acids. Gene Ontology annotation, cellular component: plasma membrane; cytoplasm; postsynaptic density. NCBI's taxonomy places the organism in Eukaryota, Metazoa, Chordata, Mammalia, Rodentia, Cricetidae.